Molecule: messenger RNA, 3949 nt
Organism: Contarinia nasturtii (swede midge)
Lineage: Eukaryota; Metazoa; Arthropoda; Insecta; Diptera; Cecidomyiidae
Gene: Hr38
Product: probable nuclear hormone receptor HR38
Exons: 6
Coding region: 1193-3820 (875 amino acids)
Biological process (GO): cellular response to corticotropin-releasing hormone stimulus; regulation of transcription by RNA polymerase II
Cellular component (GO): nucleus; transcription regulator complex
Molecular function (GO): RNA polymerase II cis-regulatory region sequence-specific DNA binding; zinc ion binding; nuclear glucocorticoid receptor binding
Source: RefSeq, a predicted model, not a curated record
UUUUUUUGUUGUAGUCCAGUAGCAACGAAACAAUUUUUUUCGGUUUUAAACGAUCAGAUAAAAUAAAAAAAUUUAAGUGAAAGUUCAGAGCUCUUCGGUAGUGCGACAUCGAAAAAAAAAUCAUCGUCACCAGUGACAGUGAUAAAAAAUUUUUUAACCGAUAUAUUCAAUUUAACACUUGCGGUUUCAGCAUAAAAGAGAAGAAGUUUUAAAUUGAGUGUGUGUGUGUGUGUGAACUUCAUGACAAAUGAAAAAGUGAACUGUAACACAACAAACGGAACAACAGAAAAAGGAUUUAUGAACCGCUGAUAUAAAAGCGAACAAUAUUUUGGAGAUUUUUUUUUAAAUCGGUGGUCGGUUUAAUUUGUCGUGCUGGAGGAGAAGAGAUAUUGCCCUAGAAGGGUUGAUGAACCCUCUACAGUGUUGUGAACGUGAACAAUUAAAAUAGGACACAAAGCAAAAACAUUGACAGUAACAAAAAGGAGGAACAGAACAGAAAAAAGAACUUGAUAAUUUGUCGUUGGCAAAAAGAAAAUUGAUCCGAGAAUAGAACUUGAAUGAACACUAAUUAUAUAUGUCCUUAUUUUGGUCGUGUAUCUGUGUAUUUUUUGGUGUGUAUAUUUUAUGUUUCAAAGAGAAUAAAUUUAUUUUGUGAUUUGCACCAUAAAGAGUAAAAACAACCACAACAGCAACAAAAACACAAAUCCAAAGAAAUUUAAAGCUAUAUUACGAACGAAUGCAUGAACAUUAGCACACACACAGAAAAUAAGCUGAAUAUAUUUUAGGCACAAAACAUUAUGCACAGUGCACUUGAUACGAGCGUAUUUCAUUAAACUUCAUUCUGCUUCUGGGUUCAAUCUAGUUUUUUUUUCGCGUUGGUUCGUUUGCGCGCAUAAACUUUUGCCACUGAAGAAAACAAAAAUGUAAACGUUAGCAAUUUAAUUUGAACUUGCAAAGAAAAAGAAAAGAAAAACGAAAAAGAGAAAUAAUUUUUUAAAAGAAUUGGAAAGAAACAGCUGAUGAACAUUUGUGCAGUAUACGCCAUAUAAAUCAGGUGAGAAAGUGAAUCGAUAUCAUCAACAUUUUCAGAGACGAAUACAGGUAAAGAAAAAAGUAGGACCCAAAAAGAAACACGCACACACAAAAUCGCAUUCAAUUCAAACAUAAAACAAGCGAAAUACAUCGGUUGGACAUGCGAACACGAUUGGCGUCACUGAUUGUCGUAAAACAAGAGCCGCUAACGAACGAAUAUCUCGAGAGUGAACAAAAUGCACUGAUUGGCCACAGCAAUUACAAUGAAGUAGAUGCACAAUUUUAUGGUCUAUCCGACCGUCAUCGUGACAUUCUGCCAUCAUCCCAAUCAAUUGGCGAUCUUAACAAUAACAACAGCAAUUACGCGCAACCACACGAUUUUAUCGAAGAAAAAAAGUGUGCAUCAUCUCUAAUCGCAGCCGUUUUCGCACAACAGCAACAUCAACAACAACACCAACUACAGCAAACACAAGAAAAUCUAAACGGUGAGGGAGCCUCAAGCAACGAGGCGCCAAUACAGAAAAUUAAAAGCGAACAUUCAUCAUCAAGUAUGCUGCUUCUUCAGCCGCAGACUUUUUCGAGUUCAGUUUCUUCAUUUGAUCCUUUAUCAUCAUCAUCAUCAACAUCACAACCACAAACGCAAGACCAGUUUCAGCAGCAAACAUCACAGGCACAACAAUUUUUCACAGAUUCAUCAGACAUUUUUUCGGAUAUUUUAUUCGGACAACAGCCGUCGGUGCAAACAAAUCAAUUGCAUCCACCACCACCACCGCCACAACAACAAUCGAUUGACUUUAAUUUUUCACAAUCGAAUCGUUUCGUUGAACAUUCCAAUUCGUCGAACGAAACGUUGAUCGGUAACACGGAAAAUUCAUCACAUUUCGGUUCAAACGAUAGCAUACCCAAUUCAUUGGCUCUUCCCUAUUCGCAUCAAUCAAUUCAAUCGCAGCAUUCGAUUGAAGGUGAACAAAAUAAAAAAAUCUACUUCGAUCGUGGUUCAGAGGACUUAAGCCUAUUGACACUUCGAUCGAAUAGUGAUCCAACAAUUGCAUUGCAUAGCUUGCAAAGGGCUCGAUUACAACAGCAACAACAACAACAACAACAACAACAGCAGCAGCAGCAGCAACAACUUGGCGUUGCAUUGACAGAUAUUUCACAAAACGCGCCAGUGCCAUCACAAUCGAAUCAGCCAAACGCUGCUCUAUUGGAAUCAUCACUUCCAAGCUUUCAAGAAACUUAUCCUCAACUUAAAUACAAUCAAUUGGAAGCAUUUGGUAUCAAAAUGGACGAAGAUUGCUAUAUGCCACAAAAUCAUCAAGCCAACAUAAAUUAUCAUCAUGGGCAUCAACAUCAUCAUGUUAUGCAUCAAGAUCAUUUCGAUUAUCAACAAAAUCCUUCCCAAUUUAUGGCACAAAAUUUUUAUCCUACCUAUGAACAGCAACAACAAAUGUACGGUGCGCCGAUGACAUCACAAGAUAGUUUCUCAUUGCCACCAUUUCCAAAUGUCACCGAUCUACAUGCAAAUGCCAAUCAACAUCGUCGAGCAUCGUUACCAUUACAACGUUCUGAAUCAACAUCAAGUACAGAUAGUUCAAAAACGACCCGCUUGAAUAUUCUGAAAUCAAUUCCGAGUGCUUCAAGUUCUGCUUCCAGUUCCCCAAAUUGUAUAACAAACUUAUCAUCGUCGGUUGCAUUGAACAACAAUGAUCCAUCGAUUGUUUCACGUAAUAUAACGACCGUUGUACCGCAACCAUUACCACAAAGUCCGUCACAAUUGUGUGCAGUUUGUGGUGAUACAGCUGCAUGUCAACAUUAUGGUGUACGUACAUGUGAGGGUUGCAAAGGAUUUUUCAAACGAACCGUACAAAAGGGUUCGAAAUACGUGUGCUUGGCUGACAAAUCAUGUCCGGUUGAUAAACGACGACGAAAUCGUUGUCAAUUUUGUCGUUUCCAAAAAUGUCUUACCGUCGGCAUGGUUAAAGAAGUGGUACGAACCGAUUCGCUAAAAGGACGACGCGGACGUUUGCCAUCAAAACCAAAAUCACCACAAGAAUCACCACCAAGUCCGCCAGUUUCAUUGAUCACCGCAUUAGUUCGGGCCCAUGUUGAUACAACACCCGAUUUAACUAAUUUAGAUUAUUCUCAGUAUUGUGAUACGGCUGCCGUUUAUGAUGCAUCGAUGACAGAAGCGGAAAAAAUUAACCAAUUCUAUAAUUUAUUGACCACUUCUGUUGAUGUGAUUAAACAUUUUGCCGAAAAAUUACCGGGAUUCACUGAUCUAUGUGCCGAAGACCAAGAACUUUUAUUCCAAUCAGCCGCACUCGAAUUAUUCGUAUUGCGAAUGUCGUACCGUGCUCAAUAUGAUGAGGCCAAAAUUACAUUCUGCAAUGGGAUCGUUUUGCACAGGGUACAAUGUCAACGGGCAUUCGGCGAAUGGCUUAAUGGCAUCAUGGAAUUCAGCCGCAGUUUGCAUAUGCUUGAAAUUGAUAUUUCGGCAUUUGCAUGUUUGUGCGCAUUGACUCUUGUUACAGAACGUCAUGGAAUCCGUGAGCCGAAAAAGGUCGAACAAUUACAAAUGAAAAUCAUUGGCAGUCUUCGUGAUCAUGUCACAUAUAAUGCGGAAGCACAACGGAAACCACACUAUUUUAGCCAUAUUUUGGGUAAACUACCGGAGCUUCGCUCACUCAGCAUGCAAGGAAUGCAACGAAUUUUCUACUUGAAACUCGAAGAUUUGGCGCCACCACCACCAUUCGUGAAUAAUAUGUUUGUGGCCAGUUUACCAUUCUAAUAUGGAGCUCUCGUAAGCAACUUCAUAAUCGGCUGCAUUUCAAAACCUCCAAUGAAUUUAUUUUUAUUUUCCUUCGAUUUUAAAAUCUUUUUUUAGAAAUAUUCUCCGUUUGUUUAAAUUUCCUUCUGU